AUGGAUCGAAUUAUAAAAGUCGAAGAUAUGCUGGAGGAGCAGAAGUACCAAGUUCAAUGGCUGGCGACGGAGCAAAGAGAUAGGUUUGAAGGGUUAACUGAGGACCUGGACGAAUCUAAUCGCUUGAAUAGAGAUCUAGCCGCCAAAAUGAGUCGCACUUUCAAAGAACAAAACGAUUGGGAAAAAAUCGUGAAUGCGAGGCUUGACCACCAAGAUUCUUCCAUCAACGCAAAGAUCCCGGAUAUGAAAUUCUUGUUUGAAUUGUUUCGGGACGACAUCAAGGUUCUCAAAACUAAGAGGUCGGACAAUGAGAGGCUUGAGAAGCAGCUAGCUCGUUCAGAGUCUCUUAUCGAGGAACACACUACAGCAUCGGCUAUGCUUGUUGAAAAACAGAGGGGGAUGAUCUAUACAAUUAAGCAAUUCGAAAAGUGCCGAUUACAACAACGCGAAAGGGAAACUGAAGCUCCGAACGAGCAAAGUGCUCUGGACCGAAUUGCAAAAGCGGAAGAAGUUACCAAGGAAUUCGUCAAACAGUUGAGAAGUAUAACUAGCCUGAUAGACAACCCUGAUGUGUCAAACAAACGAAGUGGCUCCAAAGAUUUUCAAAUGGAUAGCCUUGUACAGUCUAAUAAAAUAAUGAUGAUGCGUUUAGCAGCUUUGGAAGAGAAGAACGAGAUGCAUAUUUUCAAAGUUGUGGAAUUAGAAAGAAGAAACGAGAGGUUACAAACUGAAGAGAGGAGUUUGCGGUAG
This is a messenger RNA of Botrytis deweyae, 750 nucleotides long. RefSeq lists its product as uncharacterized. The transcript has a single exon. Lineage: Eukaryota; Fungi; Ascomycota; Leotiomycetes; Helotiales; Sclerotiniaceae. The coding region runs from base 1 to 750 and encodes 249 amino acids. The record is from RefSeq and is a predicted model, not a curated record.